GUCCGUACCAAUGACCGACAGAGAACCGCGAGGAAGAAGUGGCAAGGCUGACAGGCGCGAACGUCUUUUCUCCAAAGGUUCCUGGUGAAGAGAGGGUACGAUAAGCUGCCACUUGCGACCACCACCUCCCGCGACCCGCAAGACAGCCUCAACCAAACCUCACAUUUCAGAGGCGCUUCUCUCACAGAUCGCCCAUCAUGUCGCGCCAUCACCCCGAUCUCGUAAUGUGCCGCAAGCAAGCCGGCAUCGCCAUCGGCCGCCUCUGCGACAAGUGCGACGGCAAAUGCCCCGUCUGCGACUCCUACGUCCGCCCCACGACCCUCGUCCGCAUCUGCGACGAGUGCUCGUUCGGAAACUACCAGAACAAGUGCGUCGUCUGCGGCGGCGAGGGCAUCUCGGACGCCUUUUACUGCUUCGAGUGCACGCGCCUCGAAAAGGACCGCGACGGGUGCCCAAAGAUUAUAAACCUCGGCAGCUCCAGGACCGACCUCUUCUACCAGAAGAAAACCAAUCGGACGGCGACGUACUAGCCCCUGCGUCGCCCGGGACAUGGGCAAACUGGUGUGUUGUUUGUAACUGCGAGGAGAGGAGAGGAGGAAAGAGAGUGCAAAGUAUCGCGGGAAACAGGUAUCGCAUUGCCUGCGGCGUUUGGAGUGUCUUGGUUCACAGAUAUGGGAUAAGGGUUUUGUGGUAUAAUUGACGAAAAGUCAAAUAUGAUAAUCUUCUUCAAGAGUAGCAUGAAACUGUUUCACGAAACAAAGUAAAUGGUUCAUUUGGCGUAAAAUAUCAAAAAGAAUGGCC
Molecule: messenger RNA, 801 nt
Organism: Colletotrichum godetiae
Lineage: Eukaryota; Fungi; Ascomycota; Sordariomycetes; Glomerellales; Glomerellaceae
Product: PHF5-like protein
Exons: 2
Coding region: 198-530 (110 amino acids)
Biological process (GO): mRNA splicing, via spliceosome
Cellular component (GO): U2 snRNP; catalytic step 2 spliceosome; precatalytic spliceosome
Source: RefSeq, a predicted model, not a curated record